This is a messenger RNA of Fraxinus pennsylvanica, 1740 nucleotides long. Lineage: Eukaryota; Viridiplantae; Streptophyta; Magnoliopsida; Lamiales; Oleaceae. The record is from the annotation of a GenBank genome assembly.
AUGGUGGAGCAGACACCACAAAAAUGGUGUCAUCCGCUAAAAGAAGAAGUGUUUGCAGCCAUCAGGGGGAAGGAAAAUUCGACUGUCCAUAAGGUGUUCGACGAAAGGUCUCAAUCCGACUGUCCAUUACUUGUUUUGAAGGUUUUUUAUUUUCUGGGUGAACUUAAUGAUUCCUUAUCCUAUGCCCUUGGAGCUGGCCCUUUAUUUGAUGUUUCAGAGGAUUCAGACUAUGUUCAUACCCUACUUGCUAAAGCAAUAGAUGAAUAUGCCAAUUUCAAGACUAAGGCUGCUGAAGGGAAUGACGAAUCUGUGGUGGUGGAUUCUAGAUUAGAGGUAAUUGUUGAGAGAAUGCUUGAUAAAUAUAUAUUAGAUGGGGUUGUUUCUGGUGACGGACGUGGAGGAGGCCGCCAAAAUCAUUCUGCCCCAUUUUGUCAUAUAUAUUUGUCUCUUGAAGUUGGAGAUCUCUGCAUUCGGCGUGUUGCUGGGUUCUUUAAAGUUGCAUUUUUGUGGGAUUUUGAAAUCAAGUGGUGGGGUGGUGAGGAAGAUAUGUUGGGUGUAUCAAGAAUAUGGGAGAAAGUGUGUAUGAUGGCAGAAGGGGGAUCUCAUUAUUGUUCCAAGAAGACCGAUGAUAUUUGUGGUGAGGAUUCAGGUCGAACAUUGAGCAUGGCGAGAUUGAAGUGUAUUCUACGUGGGCUGGAUAUAAAGGCCUUUAUAUUUCUUUUCGUCUUGGUACCAACAUGUAUUUGCGUUAUAUAUUUGCAUGGACAAAAGAUCACAUACUUUUUGCGGCCUUUAUGGGAGUCGCCUCCUAAGCCCUUCCAUGAAAUUCCUCACUAUUAUCAUGAGAAUGUUUCGAUGGAGAAUCUUUGUAAACUUCAUGGUUGGGGAACACGUGAGUAUCCAAGGCGGGUUUUUGAUGCAGUGUUGUUUAGCAAUGAGCUGGACAUGCUCAAGCUAAGAUGGAAGGAAUUAUACCCUUAUGUGACGGAGUUUGUUCUACUUGAGUCAAAUUCAACAUUCACAGGACUCCCAAAACCUUUCGUCUUCGCUGCUAAUCGAGAUCGAUUUAAGUUUGUCAACUCACGGUUAACUUAUGGGCAAAUUCCUGGGAGAUUUCGGAAAGGUGAAAACCCAUUUAUCGAGGAAGCUUAUCAGAGACUUGUAUUGGAUUAUCUUCUGAAAAAAGCUGGUAUUCAGGAUGAUGACUUGCUGAUAAUGUCGGAUGUUGAUGAGAUACCAAGUAGACACACUAUUAAUCUCUUGAGGUGGUGCGAUGACAUACCUUCGAUCCUUCAUCUUCGUUUGAAGAACUAUCUCUAUUCAUUUGAGUUUCUUCUCGAUGAUAAGAGCUGGAGAGCUUCAAUUCACAGAUACCAAUCUGGGAAGACGAAGUAUGCACAUUAUCGGCAAUCCGAUGACAUUUUGGCAGAUGCGGGGUGGCAUUGUAGCUUUUGCUUCCGACAUAUUAAGGAGUUCAUAUUCAAGAUGAAAGCUUACAGUCAUGUGGAUCGUGUCAGAUUUUCUCAUUAUUUGAAUCCUAGAAGAAUCCAGAGAGUAAUCUGCCGAGGGGCUGAUUUAUUUGAUAUGCUACCAGAAGAGUACACCUUCAGAGAAAUAAUCGGGAAAAUGGGGCCAAUUCCCCAUUCAUACUCGGCCGUGUAUCUCCCUGCAUAUCUUUUUCAAAGUCCCAAGGAAUAUAAAUUUCUCUUGCCCGGAAAUUGCAUACGAGAAAGUGGCUGA